CAUACCCUGAAGAUGAAGACUUCAACUCUCCAGUUUGUCCUCAUAUGUCUUUCAUUUGUUGAAGUUUUUUCUUUACAAACACUGUACAUGGACGACAACUGUGUAUCUACCGUGGUCACCUACGUUGACACAGCAGCUCGAAUAAAGGCAUCGAGAUAUUCCAAACUUAACCGAAACCUGAACUGUACACUGACAGUCCGGGCCAAGCCCGAGGACCAGCUGGUCGCUGUUGUCAGGUCCAUGGAUUCAUUAUGUAAUUAUGUGACUGUAUCGGUGUACGAUGGCGAAAACAGGAACCGUAAAAUACAGGAUAUGUGUGGGCUGUCUGCAUACAAUUUGCCAAAGAAAACAUUUACUUCUACUCGAAACGCUUUAACAUUCAAUUUGAUGACAGCGUCAACAAUUUCUUCCAGUGCAUAUGACAUCAUAGUGACAUCAUACAGUAGAGGUACCUGUACGUUUGGGUUCCAGUGUGAUAACAGCCGAUGUAUCGACAGCAGUCUCUCCUGUAACGGCUAUAAUAACUGCGGUGACAACAGUGACGAAUACCUGUGUAGUAGCACCAUCGUUCUCGGAGCAGGUGUUAUCGUGGCGAUCGUACUAGGCGGAUGUUUUGUCGUAAUAUGUCUCCCGAUCAUCAUUGUUGUGUCAAUAUUUCGUCGUAGACGGACAUACGGCAGGUUUUAA
Molecule: messenger RNA, 687 nt
Organism: Ylistrum balloti
Lineage: Eukaryota; Metazoa; Mollusca; Bivalvia; Pectinida; Pectinidae
Product: neuropilin and tolloid-like protein 2
Exons: 4
Coding region: 13-687 (224 amino acids)
Molecular function (GO): protein binding
Source: RefSeq, a predicted model, not a curated record